AAGAGGUACCAAGGCUAAACGCCAUGGUAUGCUGAAGAUGUACUAUGGCAUUGAAGAAGACCAGAUUGGAGGAGCCUCCCUUGACCCAUGUGAUAUAAAUGGAGCUCAUUUCAAAGCUGAUACCUAUCUGGCACGUCUCAUUAAAGAAAAGUCACUGACAGAGUUGAUGGAUGAGGAAUCCAAGACAUUGACACAGAUAAAAGCACUUGACAGUGACAUGCAGACUCUUGUUUAUGAAAACUAUAACAAAUUCAUUAGUGCAACAGACACUAUAAGAAAGAUGAAAAACGAUUUUAGGAAGAUGGAAGAUGAGAUGGACCACUUGGCAACUAACAUGUCGUCCAUAACUGAGUUCAGUGCCAGCAUCAGCAGCACACUUCAGGACAGACGACAACAAAUCACUAAACUUUCAGGGGUACACUCCCUUCUCAAAAAACUUCAGUUCCUAUUUGAACUACCAGCCAGACUAAAGAAAUGUAUAGAAAUGCAGGCCUACAGUCAAGCAGUAAGGUAUUACAGUAAGGCUAAGCGAAUCUUACAUCAGUACCAACACAUGCCAAGUUUCCAGGGAAUCAGUGAAGAUUGUAACAAGAUUAUACAGGAACUCUGUCAGCUUCUUCGUCAACAGUUCAAGAACAAGGAGUCUACUCCCAAACAACUGGCUGAGUGUGUUGAUCUAUUACUACAGCUGGAUGAACCUGCAGAAGUCCUGUGUGAUGAGUUUCUCUCUCAUGCUCGUCAGAAGAUAGACCAAGAGGAUUUGAUGGUACUUGAGCGACAGAUCAGACUGCAAUGUGGGGAAGAUAUAAAAAUGGAGGGAGAGAGUCCAGCUCAGGCUUAUCUUGGGACCACACCUAUGGAUGUACUUGAGUUUGUUGACUCUGGCUGUAAUGGUUUCCUUAGUAACAUCUGCCUGGUGAUUGCAUUUUACAAUGACACAUUCCUCAACAAACACCAGGAGGAUGACAAUACAGAUGCAAUGGCAUUGAAGAAAUUAGUUCACUUUGUUAAUGAGUUGAUGGAAAAAUAUUUCAACUACGUCCAAAGGAGGGUCCAAUUAGAGAAGGAAACUGGAGACAACACUAUCCUGGUAAGGGCCCUGGACAGAUUCCACCGUAGGCUACAGGCCAUGAACAAGCUCCUACCUGACACAGACUUCUCUAGGGCAGGCACAGAAAUUGUGUCUCGAGCUGCCAAAGACAGGGUGGGACAUUAUCUACAGGCUCUCAGGCAAAACUUCGCUGAUUGCUUGACAGACAUCAGACAGAAUCUAGCAGCUCCACGAUUGGUUGGUAAACAAGACAGUUCAGCACAGCUCUCAGACCUGCUGCACUCAACUCAGUCUGCUAUACUGGAGCAAAUCAAAUCAGUUCUGGGCAAUCUCCAAGCAUUCACAGCAUCAGACAUUACAUUUGCGAUGAAGCCAUAUUUCCGUGGCCCAUUCUGUACUAUUGAUGUGAGGGAGGGACUGAUUGUUGGAUUUCUGAACCACAUCAAUUCUGUGUGUGAGGAGUUCUGUGAAGGAACUGGUGACCGUGGAUCAGUACCACCAGCAUUACUCCUCAUUCUAUCACGGCUGUGUCUUGACUUUGAGGCUUCUACCAUAUCCUACCUGUUGACCUUGACUGAGGAGCAGUUUCUGUUGGAGGAGCACUCGAGUCACACACUGACCCCUGUGACUGACCUCUGUAACAAGGCCAAGGAUACAGCCCAACGCCUUCUUAAUCACUACGUCAAAGUCCAGGGUCUUUCCAUAUCACAGAUGCUUAGAAAAAGUGUGGAAACCAGAGAUUGGCUGAACACUAUUGAGCCACGGAAUGUACGUGCAGUGAUGAAGCGUGUGAUUGAGGACAUCACAGCUAUAGACAUCCAAGUGGGACAGUUAUAUGAGGAGGGUUGUCGUAAGGAGCGGAGUAGUGACUCGAGUCGACGAACACAUCCUCACAGCUACAGUGUAUCACAAAAUAAGAAACCUGGGCAGUGGAACUAUGCACCCAGUAUUGAUAAUAGUCUCAUGAGCAACAUCCAAAAGCUAUUCUCCGAGAAGAUUGAAAUAUUUAGCACAGUAGAAUUCUCCAAAGUUUCUGUCCUGACCGGAAUCGUAAAGAUAAGUCUCAAGACUUUCAUGGAGUGUGUGCGACUGCGAACGUUUGGCCGCUAUGGGUUACAGCAGAUCCAGGUGGAUACUAAUUAUCUCCAGCUUUACCUCUGGAGAUUCGUGUCUGAUGAAAAUUUAGUACAGGUGCUGCUAGACGAGAUUGUGGGCAGUACCGUACACAGAUGUCUGGACGCAGUGUUAAUGGAGCAAAGUGUGAUUGAUCUAAUUUGUGAAAGGGGAUGACUGUCCUAAAGGAUAGACGUCAACAAAGGUUGUGUGAGUGAGAGAGAUAGAGUGCUAAGUUUGGAGGUUAAACAAUUAUACAGAGGAUAUAUGUGUCUGUGUGACAUCUAGAGUGCUGAAGUUUUGAGGUUAAAAAAAUUAUACAGAUGAUGUGUGUGUGUGUGUGUGUGAAUGUUUGUGUAAUUUCUAGCCAAUGCUGAAGUUUGGAGGUUCAACAAGUUAUACAGAGAAUAUAAAUGUAUGUGCUUACAUCGGACAGUGAGAGGUGGAGUUAGAAACUACAACUGUAACAUUUGUGCAAUGAACUGAUCCUUUGUUGGAUAAUCAGGACAUUUCUGGAGACAUGUAUAGUGUGCUUUGUUGGAUUAUCAGGACAUUUCUGGAGACAUGUAUAGUGUGCUUUAUUGGGUUUCCCAGCUUUGAUAUGAAUGAUAUCAUUCUAUGAUAACGAUAUAGUAACUAUUAGCCACUUUAAUUAUAUGAAAAUUUGAGGGGAAGUCAUAAUCUCGGUUGCUAUCAUUAUUUGGACAAUAACUGCAGGAACUCAUAUUUUUCUGUUCAACAUCAAAAUGGACCUAAUAAAUGUAAUGUUUCUGAGGAUACUUAGCAAUAAUUCUUCUCCAUAUUCAUAGCAAGGCUGCUUGGAAGUAAACAGAAAAUUGUUUAUAAUAUUGAGAAUUAUUACAAAAAAAAAAAAAAAAAAAUGAUGCAAGGUCAAGGAAAGCACUUGAAUCAAUAAUGGUUUGUUACAACUGUCUUAAAUGUUAAUAUCUGAGAAAGUGCAGAUAGGAAAUAUCCUGUAUCAUUGUAAAAGGAAAUAUCAGUGAUUUAUUGGUCAUCUGUAGGUAGUCCUGUUAUUAGGGGUAAUGUCCAUAUUGGAAUAUGGUCUCAAUGAUUUUCAUAAUUUAAGUAAAAUGUUGCUUUUAUAACAUAGUCGCCCAGUGCUUUUAUGUAUAGCACGCAGUUUUUAGAAAUGCUGAUAUUUUAACAGUAACAACAAUUAAAUAUUAUCUUGUUAUGAAAUCUUGUUUAAAUAUUUAUG
Molecule: messenger RNA, 3383 nt
Organism: Ylistrum balloti
Lineage: Eukaryota; Metazoa; Mollusca; Bivalvia; Pectinida; Pectinidae
Product: vacuolar protein sorting-associated protein 51 homolog
Exons: 18
Coding region: 29-2341 (770 amino acids)
Biological process (GO): lysosomal transport; Golgi organization; endocytic recycling
Cellular component (GO): membrane; GARP complex; EARP complex
Source: RefSeq, a predicted model, not a curated record